Molecule: messenger RNA, 525 nt
Organism: Aspergillus homomorphus CBS 101889
Lineage: Eukaryota; Fungi; Ascomycota; Eurotiomycetes; Eurotiales; Aspergillaceae
Product: GFA family protein
Exons: 2
Coding region: 52-507 (151 amino acids)
Molecular function (GO): carbon-sulfur lyase activity
Source: RefSeq, a predicted model, not a curated record
CUCCCCUCCCCAAUGCAUCAAUAAUCGACCUUCAGAAUCGAAAUCCUCACCAUGGUUACUACGCAACCCCAACCCCAAUCCCCUCUAACUGGCGGCUGCUUGUGCCAGAAGAUCACCUACCGCGUCGAUCUUCCCCCGACUGAACCCCUCCCCAAGAUCAUCCUCUGUCACUGCACCAGCUGCAAACGCUAUACCGGAUCGGCCUUCUCCUCCAACCUUGUCGUCCCUGCCUCGUCGCUGGUCUACACCUCAGGCACCCCCAAGCUGUACCUCGGGGCCAGCGACCGUGGCCCCGAAGUGCGUCGCCAGUUCUGCGCCGACUGCGGCAGCCCCUUCACCUCCCAGCCCGGGGGCGCGGACCAGAUCAUCAUCCUCAAGACCGGCACCUUGGAUGCCGACAGUCGGGCGCGCUGUGGGCAGUUGGGGAUGGAGAUCUGGUGUCGGAGCAAGGAUGAGUGGGUGGACCAGGUCGGGAGAGUGAAGACUACGGAGACCAACAUGGGGUAGAGGGAUGUUUGCUGCUGG